Molecule: messenger RNA, 863 nt
Organism: Nicotiana tabacum (common tobacco)
Lineage: Eukaryota; Viridiplantae; Streptophyta; Magnoliopsida; Solanales; Solanaceae
Product: ferredoxin, root R-B2-like
Biological process (GO): electron transport chain
Cellular component (GO): plastid
Molecular function (GO): 2 iron, 2 sulfur cluster binding; electron transfer activity
Source: RefSeq, a predicted model, not a curated record
UUCUUGUAGGUGUUUGUCACUGACAGCAGCUUAACGAGCAUCGGAAUUUACGAGGAGGUUGAGGCACGGCUGAAAGCUAAUUCCUGUGCAGGUAUGUCGACUAUAAGUGUUCCUUCAGGCUGUUUUCUCAAAGUUGCACCGUCAAUUGGAUCCUCUGCCUUUACCAAGUAUCAAUGCUCGUUGGGUUCCGUAAAAAGUAUUUCUAAAGCAUUUGGCUUGAAGUCAUCGUCUUCCUUCAAAGUCUCUGCAAUGGCAGCAUACAAGGUGAAACUGGUUGGGCCCGAUGGUAACGAGACUGAAAUUGAGGUUUCCGAUGAUCAAUACAUCCUCGAUGCAGCAGAGGAAGCUGGAGUUGAACUGCCUUAUUCAUGCAGGGCUGGAUCUUGCUGUACCUGUGCAGGCAAGUUGGUUUCUGGUACAGUCGACCAAUCUGAAGGUGCAUUUCUUGACGACGAUCAAAUGGAGAAGGGUUAUUUGCUGACUUGUAUUUCAUACCCGAGAUCUGACUGUGUUAUUCAUACACACAAGGAAGAAGAGCUCGUUUGAGCAUGUUUGUUCAUUUUGCUUCAAGUUGGGACCUUGAAAAUUGAGAGUGGUACAAUUGUGCCGUAGACGCGGAAAAGAAACAAUAAGAAAUAAAUGAAGAAAUUGGUAUGCUGCCUCCCAGAUGGAGAUAUUUGUGUCUGGUUUAUAGCAUGACGCAUGUUGGGGUUAUUUAUCAGAGUGUGGUGUUUGUUCCUUUUGGGUUAUCUUUUAUUUAUCAGGCUUGAACAGGUUAUCAAUCUUAUGAAGAUCAUACCAUAUUUGGUGGACGGUGGUCAUCUCAAGAUUGGUCUUAUGUCCUUGCCCCUGAAGGGCUUAUA